AUGGUCAGCAUUCAAACACUGCUCGAUGCCGAGAAAGAAGCUCAAAAGAUCGUUCAGAAAGACCGAACAAAGAGAGUAAAGGACGCAAAGACAGAAGCACAGAAAGAGAUAGAAGAGUAUCGGAACAAGAAAGAAGACGAGUUCAAGAAGUUCGAGUCCGAGCAAUCAAGUGGAAACAAGAAAGCCCAAGACGACGCCGGCAAGGAUGCGGAUGUCAAAGUGAAGGAGAUCGACGCCGCUGGAAAGAAAUCUGGGAGCAAAGUGGUGGAUGAUUUAAUCAAGGCAGUUACAACGCCCAAACCCGAGGUUCCUGAUAAGGUGUCAAAGGAGGAAUAA
Molecule: messenger RNA, 336 nt
Organism: Exophiala aquamarina CBS 119918
Lineage: Eukaryota; Fungi; Ascomycota; Eurotiomycetes; Chaetothyriales; Herpotrichiellaceae
Product: V-type ATPase, G subunit
Exons: 5
Coding region: 1-336 (111 amino acids)
Biological process (GO): proton transmembrane transport
Cellular component (GO): vacuolar proton-transporting V-type ATPase complex
Molecular function (GO): proton-transporting ATPase activity, rotational mechanism
Source: RefSeq, a predicted model, not a curated record